AUGGCGGAAUUCGUACGGGCCCAGAUCUUUGGCACCACCUUCGAGAUCACCUCGAGGUACUCGGACCUACAGCCCGUGGGCAUGGGCGCAUUUGGACUGGUCUGUUCCGCGAGAGAUCAGCUCACCAACCAAAAUGUUGCCAUCAAGAAGAUCAUGAAGCCGUUCAGCACUCCUGUCUUGGCCAAGAGAACAUACAGAGAGCUAAAACUGCUCAAACAUCUCCGACACGAGAAUGUCAUUUCCCUGAGCGACAUCUUCAUCUCCCCCCUCGAGGAUCUCUACUUCGUGACGGAGUUGCUUGGUACCGAUCUGCACCGACUCCUGACUUCGAGACCUCUGGAAAAACAGUUCAUUCAGUAUUUCCUCUACCAAAUUAUGCGCGGCUUGAAAUAUGUCCACUCAGCCGGCGUCGUGCACCGUGACCUGAAGCCCAGCAACAUCCUGGUCAACGAGAACUGCGACUUGAAGAUUUGCGACUUUGGCCUGGCGCGUAUUCAGGACCCCCAGAUGACGGGCUACGUCUCAACCAGAUACUACCGAGCACCCGAAAUCAUGCUCACCUGGCAGAAGUAUGACGUCGAGGUCGAUAUCUGGAGUGCCGGCUGCAUUUUCGCCGAGAUGUUGGAGGGCAAACCCCUCUUCCCUGGCAAGGAUCACGUCAACCAGUUCUCCAUCAUCACCGAGCUUCUCGGAACACCCCCAGACGAUGUCAUCAACACCAUCGCGAGUGAGAACACGCUCAGAUUCGUAAAGUCGCUGCCCAAGCGUGAGAGGCAACCGUUGAAGAACAAGUUCAAGAACGCUGAUCCUGCUGCGAUCGACCUCCUGGAACGCAUGCUUGUGUUCGACCCUAAGAAGCGAAUUACUGCCACCGAGGCCCUGGCCCACGAGUACCUCGCACCGUACCACGAUCCCACCGAUGAGCCUGUGGCUGAGGAGAAGUUUGACUGGAGUUUCAACGAUGCAGACCUGCCCGUAGACACUUGGAAAAUAAUGAUGUACUCGGAGAUUCUUGAUUAUCACAACGUCGAGUCGAAUGUUCAGCAGCAUCAGCAGCAGUCGCAACAAGCCGAAGAGCAGUUCAACGGCCAGUAG
Molecule: messenger RNA, 1095 nt
Organism: Neoarthrinium moseri
Lineage: Eukaryota; Fungi; Ascomycota; Sordariomycetes; Amphisphaeriales; Apiosporaceae
Exons: 7
Coding region: 1-1095 (364 amino acids)
Biological process (GO): osmosensory signaling pathway; cellular response to oxidative stress; stress-activated MAPK cascade
Cellular component (GO): nucleus; cytoplasm
Molecular function (GO): MAP kinase activity; ATP binding
Source: RefSeq, a predicted model, not a curated record